Molecule: messenger RNA, 4676 nt
Organism: Tachysurus vachellii
Lineage: Eukaryota; Metazoa; Chordata; Actinopteri; Siluriformes; Bagridae
Gene: dlg3
Product: discs, large homolog 3 (Drosophila)
Exons: 22
Coding region: 345-3056 (903 amino acids)
Biological process (GO): chemical synaptic transmission
Cellular component (GO): neuron projection; neuromuscular junction; postsynaptic density membrane
Molecular function (GO): kinase binding
Source: RefSeq, a predicted model, not a curated record
AUCACUGUGAAGCAAGACAGUCAAGAAGAAAGUUCCGUCAUCGGGGCUGGUCUCAGAUUGAGAGAUCAUAUACUGUAUUUUCAGCUUUCCCUUCUACAUUUUUUUACAUUGAAGGGAGGAAGACUAUAGACCUUUUUGUAUUACUUGUUUCCCGGCUGAUACCUGGGAGGAACAAAGCAGAGGAUAAAAGGGCUCAGAAGACGGUGAGAUUCCUGUGAUUUCUGCGCUUUCCACCAGCACUGCUGUUCUCUGAGCCGAGCAGUAUUGCGUGUUGUGUUUGAUCUGAGGAGGCAGCAGCAGCAGUGAGAGACAGUGAGAGAGCACCGCGUCGUGAGCCAGUCAGCAUGCACAAACACCACCACUGCUGCAAGUGCCCAGAAUGCUAUGAGGUGACGCGCAUGGCUGCCCUCCGCAGAAUGGACGCCCCAGCGUAUGGAGACUGGCAACCAGAACCCUAUGGAUAUCCAGCCAGCUAUGGAGGUGGCCAGACCUUACCGCCCCAAACCUCGGGUGGAGGAGCAGGCAUGGGCGGAGGGGGCACACUGGGCAGAAGUAAAGGGAAAAAGAUGUCAGCCGGGGGCCCUGGAGGCCCUACUCCCAUGAGCCAGUCCAAGGGUGGCCCCAAGGUAAAUGGCAACAACUCGGGAGGGCAAGGUGGAUGGUGGCCAGAAUGCACCUGUACCAAUCGGGACUGGUAUGACCAGGCAAACCCUCCUCCCAUCAUUGUCAAUGCAGACUCACUGGAUGCAGGUCCUUAUGUGAAUGGGAGUGAUGGCAUGUAUAAAUAUGAAGAAAUCAUUUUGGAAAGGGGAAACUCUGGGCUUGGCUUCAGUAUUGCUGGAGGGAUUGAUAAUCCACAUAUUCCUGAUGAUCCAGGAAUCUUUAUCACUAAGAUCAUCCCUGGAGGUGCAGCAGCCAUGGAUGGAAGACUAGGUGUGAAUGAUUGUGUAUUGCGUGUAAAUGAGGUGGAUGUGUCAGAGGUGGUGCACAGCCGGGCCGUGGAGGCUCUAAAGGAGGCCGGCCCUGUGGUCCGACUGCUGGUGCGCAGGAGACAGUCUCCACCUGAAUCCAUCCUGGAGGUCAAUCUGCUCAAGGGACCUAAAGGUCUGGGGUUCAGCAUUGCUGGAGGUAUUGGCAAUCAGCACAUCCCUGGAGACAACAGCAUCUACAUCACAAAGAUCAUCGAAGGCGGAGCUGCACAGAAAGAUGGAAGGCUGCAGACAGGCGAUCGUCUGCUGGCUGUGAAUAACAUCAUCCUGCAGGAUGUGCGUCAUGAAGAGGCUGUUGCUGCACUGAAGAACACUUCAGACAUGGUCUAUUUGAAAGUGGCUAAGCCAGGGCCUGUGCACCUCAACGAUAUGUACGCACCUCCGGAUUACUCUAGCAGUCUCGCCCUCCCCCCAGCCUUCCCCACCAUGGUGGAUAACCACGUCAGCCACAACUCUAGCAUGGCAUACAUGGGAGCUAUGGAGCCCAAGCCUGUGUACCAGCCUCCUCAGGUCACCCCCUCACGAUAUUCGCCAGUGCCGCGGCACAUGCUGGGGGAGGACGACUUCACCAGGGCCGAGCCUAUUUACAGUGUCAUCCAAAAAGCUCUCAGCGAUAUGAGCCCCUCCUCAACCCACCUGUGCAGAGGGGGGGCUGGCAGGGAGCCACGGAAGGUUCUGCUGCACAAAGGCUCCACAGGACUGGGCUUCAAUAUUGUGGGUGGGGAGGAUGGAGAAGGAAUCUUUGUAUCGUUCAUCUUGGCGGGUGGACCAGCUGACUUGAGCGGCGAGCUUAGAAGGGGAGAUCGCAUCCUAUCAGUGAAUGGUGUGAAUCUGCGGAAUGCCACUCAUGAGCAAGCUGCAGCUGCGUUGAAGAGGGCUGGGCAAACUGUCACCAUUAUCGCCCAGUAUAGACCUGAAGAAUACAGCCGUUUUGAGUCUAAGAUCCACGACUUGCGGGAGCAGAUGAUGAACAGCAGCAUGAGUUCUGGGUCAGGUUCCCUACGCACCAGUGAAAAGCGCUCCCUCUAUGUCAGGGCUCUGUUUGACUAUGACCGUACCAGAGACAGCUGCCUACCCAGCCAGGGCCUGAGCUUCUCAUAUGGAGACAUAUUACAUGUCAUCAAUGCCUCUGAUGAUGAGUGGUGGCAGGCACGGCUCGUAACCUCCCAUGGCGAAAGUGAGCAGAUAGGGGUUAUUCCCAGCAAGAAAAGGGUGGAAAAGAAAGAGCGUGCUCGAUUAAAAACCGUCAAGUUUCAUGCUAGGACAGGCAUGAUUGAGUCCAAUAGGCAGCCAGUCAAAGUAAAGCGCAAAAAAAGCUUCAACCUGUCACGCAAGUUCCCGUUUUACAAGAGCAAGGAGAAUAUUGUGCAGGAGUUGGUGGAAUCUGAACAAUGUUUGACGUCUAAUACCAGUGACAGUGAGAGCAGCUCCAAAGGGCAAGAGGACACAAUCUUAUCCUAUGAACCAGUGAUCCGACAGGAGAUUCACUACACAAGGCCUGUGAUCAUCUUGGGUCCAAUGAAGGACAGGAUAAACGAUGACUUGAUCUCAGAGUUUCCCCAUAAGUUUGGAUCCUGUGUUCCACAUACAACUCGUCCGCGGCGAGAGAAUGAGAUGGAUGGGCAGGAUUACCAUUUUGUGGCUUCAAGAGAGCAGAUGGAGAAAGAUAUUCAGGACAACAAGUUCAUUGAAGCAGGCCAGUUCAAUGAGAAUCUCUACGGGACCAGUAUUCUAUCUGUUCGGGCAGUGGCUGAGAGGGGGAAGCAUUGCAUCUUAGAUGUGUCUGGGAAUGCUAUAAAGAGACUCCAACAAGCACAGCUCUAUCCUAUUUCUAUUUUCAUCAAACCAAAAUCCAUUGAUGCCCUAAUGGAAAUGAACAAGAGGCAGACAUAUGAACAAGCCAAUAAAGUCUUUGAUAAGGCAAUGAAGCUCGAACAGGAAUUUGGAGAGUAUUUCACAGCCAUAGUUCAGGGUGACUCACUAGAAGAAAUCUACAAUAAAAUCAAGCUGAUCAUCGAGGAGCAAUCAGGCCCCUACAUCUGGAUCCCGUCCUCAGAAAAACUCUGAGUGUGCAGCCUCCGUCCUCUGCACACACGCGGAGUAAUAUUCCAACCCCUGCCCUGCUCCAGCCCGAGUCCUCUCCUUCCCUUUUUACUGAAAUGUUUCAUAUCAAGUUUUAGUGUCAUCAUUAUGUUAACUCAAAUUAAAAGAAGUCUUAUCCCCUAUUACUGUGACUGUGCACACCCCUGCAUGAGUUUCUCAGCAAAUCCAUUCAAGACUAGGAAUUUCAUUACAAAUUAUUUUUGUCUGGUAAAACAAAAAGGGAAAAUGAACAAAUCACUUGUGUUUGGAUGGACUUCGGAAGCCAAUGUUUCAAGACGAAAGAGUGGGGUUUGGGAUUUUGGGUUUGGGAAGUUUCUUAGAAAUGCAGACUGACUGAAAAGCUGGAACCCUGUACAUGUUCACUGUUGCAUCGUAAAGAAAUGGAAAAUGCUGAUCAGAGACCAUCAAGGUUUUCUACAAGGACUAAACACAAACCAAACUUGCUGAAGGUACUGUUCAUGGAUCACUGACCAUGAUUAUAAAUUUGGUGGAGAAUCUUAGAACUUGGUGAUCUUCAGUAAUCACACAGCAGUUUGCUAUUUGGCUGGCUGCUCCUGCCAGUUGCUCAAGAGACCACUGAAGGCAGAACAAAUGGAAACCAGAAUAUGAAUCUAUACAUUUAUAUUACUGAAAUCACAUGGUAAAUAAAAAUCCUAUGGAGAUUUUACUACAUAAUAUUAUACUAUGGUACACAUUUUACACUUCACUAGAAUUGUCUAUUUGGAGGGCUGUUAGAGUUUUGUCUUGGUUUUUUGUGUUUCCUCUUUCCACAUUUUUUUAGCUGCUCUUUAUUAAAGAUGGAAUAGAGGGGUGUAACUGGGCUCUCUGCAGAACACCAAACUGCCUUACAAUUAAUACAAUUAGUUAAUUCUGAGGGGAAGCUACAAAUUACUCAACCGAUCAGUGCUUAAUAGAAAACUCGAUCAAACUCAUGUUCUGAGUUUUCUGCCUAGUUUUGGAGGCCUAACUUGUGAGUGCAAUAGACUUAAGUGUCUUACCUCUUUGAAAUCCUUGUUUCAUCAUUGCUUAUCUUUUAGUGACUAAUUUUUGAAUAAUGAUUUUGGCAGCCAAGGCUCCUCUUAAGCUAUUGAACAGCAGCUAGCCCAUUUGCACUUUCUCAACCUAAGUCUCUUCGCUUCAGACUGAACGGUAACAUGGUACUGUCCUGUAUGCUGCCCAACUGGGAAGCCUUAAAACGGGUAGAACUAAGACAAAAAUUGUAUUGGAUGUCCUUCUCAAUAUUAAAAGUCAAUAGAGCCUGGAUUGGCCUAAGUUCCCUAGACCUGCCAGAUGUUUUCAUUAAAGGUGUUUGGGAUUGUUUUAUAUAUUUUUUUCUUUAUAUUUUGGGCUGAUGUGACUUCUGUGGUUAUCAUUGUAGCAGGAUUGAGCUCAGAAAUCUGGUGAUUUCAUGUAAUUUUGCAGUAAAAUGGCAGCAGAGGUAUGAUGGAAACUAGAAUAUUCCCUAAAAUGAAUAUAUGUCUGAGCAUCUACUGAAGCUAAGUUGUUAUUUUUAGGAUUGUCCCUCACUAUUUACCAUGCCUUGGGAUCAGUGCACCUGUGGUGAACCUACUGUACAUAGUCUGA